Molecule: messenger RNA, 805 nt
Organism: Arabidopsis arenosa
Lineage: Eukaryota; Viridiplantae; Streptophyta; Magnoliopsida; Brassicales; Brassicaceae
Source: the annotation of a GenBank genome assembly
CCUCAAAGAAAGUUUCUUAAUCAGAAAAAAAAAAAGCGAUGGAUUUUGAAUUUGAUGAUCAAGAACGGUUUUGUGCGACUCCUAAGCUUCCUCUGUUCUCAAUUCCAUUGGGCAGAGCUUGUGAGACUCCUGGCCUAGCGACACCGCCUAUGAACAUCGCUGGAUCGGUCCCGUUUCUAUGGGAGGAAGCUCCGGGAAAGCCUCGCGUUUCUGAUGAGAACAAACCUCUGGUUUCCAAGCAAAACGCCGAAGGAGGAGGAGUCGUGCGGUGCCUUGACCUUCCGCCGAGGCUGUUUUUUCCAGCUGAGAAUGAGCCAUCUCCGACUACAGUUCUUGAUGGUCCUUACGUUAUACCUCGCCGGUCUUUAUCGGUGAUAAGGAGAAACGAAGGAGCCUCUGAGGGUAGAUUCGACUUUUCACGUUCCACUAACGGCCGCUGCUUCCACGGCGACGGCGGCGGGGGUACAACGGUGAAGAUUAGUAGAGUUCGAAGAAAAGGAAGCCUCUUGAAUCUUUCUCAUUCCAAAUCGCAAUUCUUGGUAAGUUUUGGAAACUCAUAACCUUUUCUGCUCUAAAAUUUGAUUUAGUUGUCUAAUUACAUUCUUACGUUAUUCAAAAUCCCAACCGUUUGAUCAAAACUUAAUUUAAUGAGUUACUCAUUUUAAAACAGACUUUCAACGUUUUUGGGAUUUGAAAUAAAUGUCCUUUUUAAGUGCAAACUUUUGGUUUUCCUUCAAAAGUCUUUGCUUACUCUUAUCCCUAUAUAUUUCUUCUUUUGGAUUGUGAAUGAAUUCAUUUUUAGGCU